AGAGGAAGGCCAAAAGCCAGAGCAGCCGGGCAGCCCCAGCUUCGGGGUAGCACAGCCUGGGCCGGGAGCAAGUUGCCUCGGGAGCCCUAAUCCUCUCCCGCGAGCUCGCCAAGCGAUCAGUGGCGCACGGCUGCAGCGAGGCUGAAAUAUGAUAAUCAGAACAGCUGCGCCGCGCGUCCCGCAGCCAAUGGGCGCGGCGCUCGCCUGACGUCCCCGCGCGCUGCGUCAGACCAAUGGCGAUGGAGCUGAGUUGGAGCAGAGAAGUUUGAGUAAGAGAUAAGGAAGAGAGGUGCCCGAGCCGCGCCGAGUCCGCCGCAGCCGCAGCGCCUCCGCUCCGCCAACUCCGUCGGUUUAAAUUGGACUCCCUGAUCGGCGAGGGCGCGGCGCCGCCGGGCAGCGGCUCUCUCAGCUUUGGCAACCCCAGGGGCCACUAUUUCCCACUUAGCCACAGCUCCGGCAUCCUCUCUGUGGGUUGUUCACCAACUGUACAACCACCAUUUCACUGUGGACAGUACUCCCUCUUACAGAUAUGGGAGACAUGGGAGAUCCACCAAAAAAAAAACGACUGAUUUCCCUAUGUGUUGGUUGCGGCAAUCAAAUUCAUGAUCAGUAUAUUCUGAGGGUUUCUCCGGAUUUGGAAUGGCAUGCGGCAUGUUUGAAAUGUGCGGAGUGUAAUCAGUAUUUGGACGAGAGCUGUACGUGCUUUGUUAGGGAUGGGAAAACCUACUGUAAAAGAGAUUAUAUCAGGUUAUAUGGGAUCAAAUGUGCAAAGUGCAGCAUCGGCUUCAGCAAGAACGACUUCGUGAUGCGUGCCCGGUCCAAGGUGUAUCACAUCGAGUGUUUCCGCUGCGUGGCCUGCAGCCGCCAGCUCAUCCCCGGGGAUGAGUUCGCGCUAAGGGAGGACGGACUCUUCUGCCGUGCCGACCACGAUGUGGUGGAGAGGGCCAGCCUGGGCGCCGGCGACCCGCUCAGUCCCCUGCAUCCGGCACGGCCGCUGCAAAUGGCAGCCGAGCCCAUCUCCGCCAGGCAGCCGGCCCUGAGGCCUCACGUCCACAAACAGCCGGAGAAGACCACCCGUGUGAGGACUGUGCUGAACGAGAAGCAGCUGCACACCUUGCGGACCUGCUACGCCGCCAAUCCUCGGCCGGACGCACUCAUGAAGGAGCAACUGGUGGAGAUGACAGGCCUCAGCCCCCGUGUGAUUCGAGUGUGGUUUCAAAACAAGCGAUGCAAAGACAAGAAGCGGAGCAUCAUGAUGAAGCAGCUCCAGCAGCAGCAGCCCAAUGACAAAACUAAUAUCCAGGGGAUGACAGGAACUCCCAUGGUGGCUGCCAGUCCAGAGAGACAUGACGGUGGCUUACAGGCGAACCCAGUUGAGGUACAAAGUUACCAACCACCUUGGAAAGUACUGAGUGACUUCGCCUUGCAGAGUGACAUAGAUCAGCCUGCUUUUCAGCAACUGGUCAAUUUUUCAGAAGGAGGACCAGGCUCUAAUUCCACUGGCAGCGAAGUAGCAUCGAUGUCCUCUCAACUCCCAGACACACCUAACAGCAUGGUAGCCAGUCCUAUUGAGGCAUGAGGAACAUUCAUUCAUUCAGAUGUAUUUUUUUCCCUGUUGGAGAAAGUGGGAAAUUAUAAUGUUGAACUCCGAAACAAAAGUAUUUAACGACCCAGUCAAUGAAUGAAAACUGAAUCAAGAAAUGAAUGCUCCAUGAAAUGCACGAAGUCUGUUUUAAUGACAAGGUGAUAUGGUAGCAACACUGUGAAGACAAUCAUGGGAUUUUACUAGAAUUAAAACAAAACAUAAAACCCAACAUAUGCUAUUCAAUGACCUUAGGAGUACUGAAAAAAAAAAAGGACGUUUUUAAAACGUAGAGGAUUUAUAUUCAAGGAUCUCAAAAAAAAAAGCAUUUUCAUUUCACUGCACAUCUAGAGAAAAGCAGAAAUAGAAAAUUUUCUAGUCCAUCCUAAUCUGAAUGGUGCUGUUUCUAUAUUGGUCAUUGCCUUGCCAAACAGGAGCUCCAGCAAAGAGCAGGAAAAGAGACUGGCCCCGUGGCUGAAAGAGUUCUUUCAGGAAGGUGGAGCUGCAUUGGUUUGUGAUGUUUUUAGGUGACUUUAACAAGGGGUUAAUUGACAUCCUGAGUCUCUUAGCAUGUCCUGUAGCUGGUUUCUUUUUUUACUUUUGCCCCUUCUCCCCAUUUUUUUUUUUUUGAGAUCCAUCCUCUAUCAAGAAGUCUGAAGCGACUUUAAAGGUUUUUGAAUUCAGAUUUAAAAACCAACUUAUAAAGCAUUGCAACAAGGUUACCUCUAUUUUGCCACAAGCGUCUCGGGAUUGUGUUUGACUUGUGUCUGUCCAAGAACUUUUCCCCCAAAGAUGUGUAUAGUUAUUGGUUAAAAUGACUGUUUCUCUUUCUGGAAAUAAA
This is a messenger RNA of Castor canadensis (American beaver), 2423 nucleotides long. RefSeq names its product ISL LIM homeobox 1 (gene Isl1). The record is from RefSeq and is a predicted model, not a curated record. Gene Ontology annotation, biological process: axonogenesis; neuron fate specification; positive regulation of transcription by RNA polymerase II. Gene Ontology annotation, molecular function: cis-regulatory region sequence-specific DNA binding; DNA-binding transcription factor activity, RNA polymerase II-specific. NCBI's taxonomy places the organism in Eukaryota, Metazoa, Chordata, Mammalia, Rodentia, Castoridae. Gene Ontology annotation, cellular component: nucleus.